This is a messenger RNA of Hyposmocoma kahamanoa, 438 nucleotides long. RefSeq lists its product as uncharacterized. The record is from RefSeq and is a predicted model, not a curated record. NCBI's taxonomy places the organism in Eukaryota, Metazoa, Arthropoda, Insecta, Lepidoptera, Cosmopterigidae. The transcript is spliced from 2 exons. Bases 1 to 438 code for a protein of 145 amino acids.
AUGAGUCUGGCGGAUUCGCCCUAUGGUGACCGCACCAUGGAGGCGAUCCACCCGGUUCUCGACCAGUACAGGUUUGGGCACGGCUGCUUCGGGCACUACCUGCACAAAGUCGCCAAGAGGGAGGCCUCAACGUCCUGCCAUGAGUGCGGCGAUGCGGACAAUACGGCGCAACACACCUUAGAGGUGUGCAAUCUCUGGAGUGCGCAACGCCGCACUCUGGUAGCGACUAUAGGGGGAGAUCUCUCGCUGCUUAGCGUGGUAUCUGCUAUGCAAAGCGGUGAAGAAUCGUGGGAGGCAGUGGCCUUCUUUUGCGAGGAGGUCAUCUUGCAAAAGGAGGCCGCGGAACGGGUGCGCGAAGACGCAGUCGACGCGAACCCGCUUCGGCGCAGGCGGUGGGGAAGAAGGCGAGUGCAGUUCGCUGCUCGCCUAAUUCCCUAG